Molecule: messenger RNA, 2082 nt
Organism: Elgaria multicarinata webbii
Lineage: Eukaryota; Metazoa; Chordata; Lepidosauria; Squamata; Anguidae
Gene: NT5C1B
Product: 5'-nucleotidase, cytosolic IB
Exons: 6
Coding region: 37-1194 (385 amino acids)
Biological process (GO): adenosine metabolic process; nucleotide metabolic process
Cellular component (GO): cytosol; cytoplasm
Molecular function (GO): magnesium ion binding; 5'-nucleotidase activity; nucleotide binding
Source: RefSeq, a predicted model, not a curated record
GCCGCAGAGCUCCGGCUUCCCCGCCUGGCCCCGAGCAUGAGCGGCUCCAGCCCGGACCAAGGCGAGCCCAAGAAGAACAAGCCCGCCUCCUCUUCCUCCUCCUCCUCCUCCUCCGGCCGCGGCAAAAUGGACCUGUUCCCAGAGGAUGUCGACGGAGCGGAGCAGGACUGGGAAGCGGCGAAGGCUGCCUACGAGAGCCUCACCACGACCAAGAGACCCCGGCCCCCCAAACCCCAAAAUGCCAUCACCGUUGCUGUCUCCUCCCGGGCCCUCUUUGAUAUGGUGGAAGAGAGGAAGAUCUAUGAAGAGCAAGGUGUGGAGAAGUAUGUGGAGUAUCAACAGGCAAAUGAGAACGUCACCCUGAAGCCUGGACCGGCGUUUUCUUUGGUGAAGGCACUGGAGCAGGUCAAUGCUCGGCUUCGUGAGCUGUAUCCCAAUGACGAAGACCUGUUUGAUAUAGUCCUCAUGACUAAUAACCAUGCCCAAGUAGGGGUGAGACUUAUCAACAGCAUCAAUCAUUAUGGUUUGUUAAUUGAACGGUUCUGUAUGACUGGAGGAAAGAGUCCUAUCGGCUACCUGAAAGCAUACCUGACCAAUUUGUACCUCUCUGCUGACUCUGAAAAGGUUCAGGAAGCCAUCGAAGCAGGAAUUGCUGCUGCUACAUUGUUUUCAGGGAAUAAAAAUGUUCCGUAUGAUGAUAAACAGCUCCGAGUGGCCUUUGACGGGGAUGCUGUUCUGUUUUCUGAUGAGUCCGAAAUAAUUGUGAAGGAACAUGGCCUGGAUACAUUUUUUGAGCAUGAGCGGAUAAACGAGAAUAAGCCUCUGGCACAGGGUCCUUUGAAAGGUUUCCUGGAAGAUCUUGGAAGGCUCCAGAAGAAGUUCUAUGUAAAGAACGAACGACUGGAUUCGCCAAUCAGGACUUAUCUGGUGACAGCCAGAAGUGCUGCCAGUUCUGGAGCCAGAGUGCUGAAGACUCUGCGCAGCUGGGGAGUGCAGAUUGAUGAAGCCCUCUUCCUCGCUGGGGCACCCAAGGGGCCAGUCUUGGCCAAGAUCAGACCUCACAUCUUCUUUGAUGAUCAGAUGUUUCACAUAGAGGGAGCACGGCAGCUGGGUACAAUUGCUGCACAUGUGCCAUAUGGCAUUGGGCAGAAGUACCACAAAUCCAAACUGAAAGACAGCCCUGCCAAAAAUUAGUUCCUUUUGACUCAGCCUUGAAUGUGCAGUUAAGUCUGACAUUUCCAUACUUGGACUUGUAUCAAGAUUAUAUUUUAAGUGUGACCCCACCCCCACCAGGUUUUUGAUCUAUUUUUAGAGGGGAUAUUUUUUUAUUACGCACACAUUUUUGGAAUAUAUAGAGGUAUAUAUUCUCCUAAACAUAUUUAUUCUUUGUUAACCUUUCUAACUUGGGCUUUUUAAAAUGUUAGAAAACAUUAGCAUCUGCUACUAAAAUCGUUCUCUGUGUUCUAUAGUAGGGGUGCGCAGAAGAUACAUCUUCAGACGUUUUGGACUUCAACUCCCAGAAGCCCCUGCCAGCAUGAUGAAUGGUCAGAAAUGCUGGGAGUUGAAGUCCAAAACAGCUGGAGUUCUGCUUCCUGCCCACCCUUGCUUUAUAGCACCAUGGGAAUACCACAAUACAGGGUAUAUACUGUUGUGUUGGUAGAAAAAGGGUGCCUAGUGCAGAAAUUGCAGACAAUCUUUAAGCUUUUGUGUGUAUCCAAUAAUGCAGUCUGUUGUCUCCUGUGCAUACCCAGUAGGACUGCAGGAAAGGUCAAUAGAAUACAAUCCAGAAUAAAAUCAAUAAUGUUUUUAUUGCUUGAAAUGGGAUGUAGAUGGUCCUUCUUUCAUUUUGUAGGUCUGACUAUAUUCCCAGUGCAUUAUUUAGAACUAGGUCUGUAUACUUUAAUAUCAAACCUGAAAGACAACAAAGGUGUAUUUUACUUAACUUACUGAUGGUCAGUAGAUUGGGCCUUACAGUCUCUUAGGUGUGCUAUAUGAUUUAUGCUGUGUGAUAGUGAUGUAAAUGACAGGGUUUAUCGAUCUUAUUGUUUAUAGGGACAUCUCUUUUUAAAGUACUUUAAUAAA